Molecule: messenger RNA, 468 nt
Organism: Fraxinus pennsylvanica
Lineage: Eukaryota; Viridiplantae; Streptophyta; Magnoliopsida; Lamiales; Oleaceae
Source: the annotation of a GenBank genome assembly
AUGGCUCUUUGCAUUGCACACCCGGAAGCAGAGAUCGAAACAUACUUCAACACGAUCUUUGUGUUCCAAGUGGAGAACGAUAAAUUCUUUGCAUUUUCAUGUUUUGGGAUUCUGCUAUUGGUGUGGAAUCAGCACUCCCAGCAACCCAUUUUGAAACUGACAGAGCAUACAGCUGCUGUGAAGGCCAUUGCUUGGUCGCCUCACCAAAAUGGCCUUCUUGCUUCCGGAGGAACUGCUGAUCAGUGCAUUUGCUUUUGGAACACAACUAGCGGCAAUCAAAUAAAUGGCGUGGAUACCAAAAGCCAGGUAUGCAAUCUAGCGUGGAGUAAAAAUGUAAAUGAGCUGGUCAACAGUCAUGGAUAUUCCCAGAAUCAAAUUAUGGUGUGGAACUAUCCAUCAAUGGCAAAGGUGGCAACUCUGACUCUACCUUGCAUAUCUCCUGAUGGGCAGACAAUAGUGACCGACUGA